AUGGCCAAGAUGAAGAUGCAAUUCUAUGCAAUAGUCUUUUUGGUGAUCAUUACAAUGACAAAGGUAUUGGCAGAAGAGUCCCCAAUGUUGGCGGAAGAGCCACCGGCAAAAGUGACAGCCAAGGAGGUGACUCUUGCAGCAGAGGCUGCUGCCUCAAGCUUCAAAACCAGUGCUGGAGAAGCUGUUGAAGGUGCCAAAACAUGGGCGGAUUGGGCUACUAGCACAAUCAGGUAA
Arabis nemorensis is the source of this 234-nucleotide messenger RNA. The record is from the annotation of a GenBank genome assembly. NCBI's taxonomy places the organism in Eukaryota, Viridiplantae, Streptophyta, Magnoliopsida, Brassicales, Brassicaceae.